AUGAUGGAGCCAGUGAAAAAGGACGUGCCAAUGAACUCCUUCGACUUUUCCCUGGAAAUGGGGAGACACAAGAGUCACGACGUAGGAGAGACACAUGAACUCAAGAAAGGGUUUUCUCGGUUGACUAUCUUGUCUACGACUGUGAUUCUGAUGGCGACAUGGGAAGCAUUGUCAAGUACCAUGGCCUCUGGGUUGAUUAGUGGCGGACCAGCCUCCUUAAUAUAUGGAUAUAUAUUGGCGGUAAUAGGAUCUCUCGCAACUGCAGCGUCCCUGGGAGAGCUGGCUUCAAUGUACCCGACUGCCGGGGGUCAAUAUCACUUCACAGCGCUGCUGGCUCCGAAGAGAUGUCAGAAGAUUCUCAGCUGGGUUGUGGCAUGGAUAGGUACAUUUGGCUGGAUUUCUUUCGCAGCUAGUGCUCCUUUCCUCGCUGCAGGGAUGAUACAGGGGCUUUUGAUCCUCAACCACGAGAAUUAUGAAGCCCAGCGUUGGCAUGUAUCACUCAUGUACUGGGGCCUAGUUGUUCUCGGUACUGUUAUCAACAUCUGGGGAAGCCGUUUUCUUUCGGUGGUGGAAAGAUCAUCGUUGAUCAUCCACGUUCUGGCGUUUAUUGCAAUUUUUGCAGUUGUGUGGGCUUGCUCGCCUGCGAAGCACUCAGCUGACUUCGUUUUCACCCUCUUCGAGAACAAUUCCGGUUGGACCAGUGACGGCAUAGCAUGGUCCCUGGGCAUGCUAUCGAGCAGCUAUGUCCUGGCUGGUGAGCACUGCCCCAAGCGAAGCAUACCCCAAGGAAAUAACAUCGGAAUAUCAGGUUACGACGGAGCGAUCCAUCUCGGCGAGGAAAUGGCCAACCCUGAGGUUGCGGUGCCAUACUGUAUGCUGGGCUCGGUGGCAAUCAACGGCUCAAUGGGUUUUGUCUUCUUGCUCGCCAUUCUUUUCUGUAUGGGCGACAUGCAGACUGCUCUGGACAGCGCGACUGGGUAUCCGAUUAUCGAGAUCUUCCGCGGUGUAACGGGAUCCAAAGGGGCUGGUAGUGCAAUGGUCUCGAUGCUCAUUCUUGCAGCAUGGCUGGCGACCAUUGCCCUGUUAGCGUCCACAUCACGAAUGGUGUGGUCGCUCACUCGUGACAAAGCAUUACCCGGCCAUGCAUACCUUGUUGAACUCGAUCGCAAAACGCAGCUACCUAAGCGGGCGAUCCUAGCUACUGGUGUCGUCCUAGUUCUCCUCGGCCUGAUUAAUAUUGAGUCAAAGACCGCAUUCAACGCGAUUCUCUUCCUUGCAGUACUAGGACUGCAUGUGUCGUAUGUUGUUCCGAUCGCAUUAAUGCUGUGGCUUCGACUGUUCUCUUUGAGUCCGUUACACUACGGCCCCUGGAAACUCGGCCGUUCUGGUGUCGCUCUUAACCUGAUGUCGGUGUGCUACCUCGUCUAUACGAGUAUAUUCAUGGUCUUCCCCCCGUAUCAGCCAGUUACUGCGCUGAACAUGAACUAUUCAUCACUGAUUUUUGGCGCGGUGAUAAUUUCCAGCGGGAUUUAUUGGGUCUGGAAGGGCAGGAGGCAGUACGAUGGACCGAACGCAUAUAUUCCGCAGGGUAUCUAG
Penicillium arizonense is the source of this 1596-nucleotide messenger RNA. Its product is annotated as putative GABA permease. Gene Ontology annotation, biological process: transmembrane transport. The coding region runs from base 1 to 1596 and encodes 531 amino acids. Gene Ontology annotation, molecular function: transmembrane transporter activity. The transcript has 7 exons. Gene Ontology annotation, cellular component: membrane. Lineage: Eukaryota; Fungi; Ascomycota; Eurotiomycetes; Eurotiales; Aspergillaceae. The record is from RefSeq and is a predicted model, not a curated record.